Pochonia chlamydosporia 170 is the source of this 246-nucleotide messenger RNA. RefSeq lists its product as hypothetical. Bases 1 to 246 code for a protein of 81 amino acids. The record is from RefSeq and is a predicted model, not a curated record. The transcript has a single exon. NCBI's taxonomy places the organism in Eukaryota, Fungi, Ascomycota, Sordariomycetes, Hypocreales, Clavicipitaceae.
AUGAUCGGCAUUCAGCGACUCAUUGUCCUAUGCCGCUACAAUUUAAUAGGCUCCCAUGAUGAACCCAACAACGUUGCAAGGCUGCUCACCCCGACCUCCAGACUUGUCCGUUCACCAACUUGCUACACGUCAAAAUCGUCUCUUUCAAAAAUAGAAAAAUGCAAGGUUGACUUGACAUCUCGGCCCAUCGCAAUGGAGUUUCCACCGCUACCCCGGAACUAUAGCCGUAUACGGACGCUCCUAUAG